Messenger RNA from Cyprinodon variegatus (sheepshead minnow), 4162 nucleotides. RefSeq names its product AXL receptor tyrosine kinase (gene axl). The record is from RefSeq and is a predicted model, not a curated record. The transcript is spliced from 20 exons. Gene Ontology annotation, cellular component: signaling receptor complex. Bases 368 to 3106 code for a protein of 912 amino acids. NCBI's taxonomy places the organism in Eukaryota, Metazoa, Chordata, Actinopteri, Cyprinodontiformes, Cyprinodontidae. Gene Ontology annotation, biological process: cell surface receptor protein tyrosine kinase signaling pathway; natural killer cell differentiation; multicellular organism development. Gene Ontology annotation, molecular function: transmembrane receptor protein tyrosine kinase activity; ATP binding; protein binding.
GUGGAGAGAGGAGGGUUAAAGAAAGUCAGAGGGGGAUGUCUAGAGGAGCCGGUGGGCAGCAGAGAGGAACAGACGGAAGAGAAGUUUAAAAAUACUCCUUCAGACGCUAGAAAUAGACCACUGGCAAACAUCUGGAGUUAGAAGUAUGUUGGAUUCAGCUCCAAAGUGACGCAAAGAAGGAAAGGAACAACUUUAGAGCAGAAGUUGGUCACCUUAAAAAAAAGGAAAGAAAAGAAAGGGGGAAACGAAACGGCUGUGGAUCAUUUUCAGCAUCUUUCCCAGUCAGUGUAUUUUCGCUGCUGAGAUGCUUUGAUUGAUUCCUGCUGCAGGAAAACUCAUUUCCUCUCAGAUUUCUUCAGGUGAAACCAUGGAGGGCUGGAAACGCUCUUUUCUGAUCCUCUGCGUCAUUUUUGCUCAUUGGAAACCGCUGCGUGGUGGAGAGCUGUCAGACCUGACAUUUGAAACGAGUCCCAGCACUGUCAUCUCCUCGCUGGGCAAACCUGUAUCAUUGGACUGUGCACUAAAGGUAACCAGAAGUGAGGAAGAGGAGCCUCCUGAUGUGGUCUGGCUAAAAGACGGUGCUCCUCUUCAGUUUGCAGACACCAACCACGUCCAGGUUCACAGCAGUAACAGCUGGAUUGUCAGAAGCACCCUGCGAAUCGGAAAUGUUAAGCUCACUGACAUGGGCUCCUACAGAUGUGCUGCUCAAUCAGACGGGAAUCAAACUCUGUCUGAUGUAGGACGCAUUCAGCUGGAAGGUCUUCCUCAUUUCUCUGUGGAGCCUCAGCACAUGUCUGUUGUGGCCAAUGUGUCUUUGAGUCUAAGAUGUGUGGCCCACGGACCUCCAGAGCCUGUCAGGGUCAUUUGGCUGCAAGAUGGAGCUCCACUAAACUCCUUGAAAGACCCGGUGGCCCUGUCCCCUUCAACAUUCAACCUCACAGGUCUGAACAAAACCAGCAGUUUCUCUUGUGAAGCGCAUAACCAGAAGGGUGUGGCCACCUCUGGGUCUGGAACCAUCACUGUUCUUCCAUCCCCACCUCAGAAAGUGGGAGCUGUAGAAAUCACUCAGACCACCCUUCGUUUAUCAUGGCAGCCUGGUUUUGGAGGCGUCUACCCAAUAAUCCGUUGCUCUGUUCAGGCCAAACAGUCUGGAGACUCCUUCCCAGCAGCCUCAGAUAAGAUGAUCCAUAACCAGAAUGUGAACAUCCCACCAGCCACCCAUCUAAUCCAGGACCUGGAGCCCCACACGCUCUAUGCCGUCAGGGUGGCCUGUGACAGCAGCCAGGGACAGUCUGACUGGUCUCCCUGGGUGGAGCUUCGCACCCAAGAAGGAGUGCCAGAGAACCCACCAGCCAAUGUGACCGCCAAACCGAAUGGUACCGAGGUGCUGUUGACAUGGGAUGAACCUCCUGGGAAGCUGAACGGAGUGCUGCAGGGAUUCAUGGUGGAAUACAGCAUGCUCAACACACAGCAGUUUGUGGUGGAUGCUGGACUGGACACAGAGUUUUCCAUUAACCUGUCCAUCCCUCUGACCAAUGUAUCGUACCGAGUCUGCGCCUACACCGGGGCGGGGCGGGGACCCUGGAGCCGCGCAGAGACUCUGGUCCUUAAUUUUCCCGAAACAGAUAAAUUAAAAGGUCCAUCAAAUCCUAAAGCCUUUUCCUGGCACUGGUGGUACGUGGUGAUGGCCAUUACUGGCGCUGUGGCCCUCGCCGUGCUCCUGGCUGUUUAUGUGGCCAAGCUACGGCGCAAAGAGACACGAUUUGGGGAGGCAUUUGAGCCCAUGAUGGAGCGAGGGCAGCUGGUGGUUAGGUACCGCGCUCGCCGCAGCUACAGCCGCAGGCCGCUAGAAGCAACAUUAAACAGUUUGGGUAUCAGUGAUGAGCUGAAACAGAAGCUGCAAGAUGUGAUGGUGGACAGACAUAAGCUCACUCUGGGAAAGACUCUGGGAGAAGGGGAGUUUGGCUCUGUGAUGGAGGGUCUGCUGAAUCAGGAGGAGGCUGUUCUCAAGGUGGCUGUCAAGACUAUGAAGAUUGCGAUCUGCACUCGCUCAGAGAUGGAGGACUUCCUGCGUGAGGCUGCCUGCAUGAAGGAGUUUGAUCACCCCAACGUCAUGAGGCUCCUGGGUGUGUGUCUGCAGACCGUGGAGAGCGAAGGUUACCCGUCACCUGUGGUUAUCCUCCCGUAUAUGAAGCACGGGGAUUUGCACAGCUAUCUGCUGUACUCCAGGCUAGGAGACUGUCCUGUGUACCUACCAUCACAGAUGCUGGUCAAGUUCAUGGCCGACAUUGCCAGAGGGAUGGAGUACCUCAGCAGCAAGAACUUCAUCCACAGAGACCUGGCUGCACGCAACUGCAUGUUAAAUGAGAACAUGAACGUGUCUGUGGCCGACUUUGGCCUUUCCAAGAAGAUCUACAACGGCGAUUACUACAGACAGGGACGGAUCUCCAAGAUGCCUGUUAAAUGGAUUGCAAUUGAAAGCUUAGCAGACCGCGUCUACACCACCAAGAGUGAUGUGUGGUCGUUUGGAGUCACCAUGUGGGAAAUAGCCACACGAGGCCAGACGCCUUAUCCAGGGGUGGAAAACAGCGAGAUUUAUGACUACUUAAGACAAGGAAACCGUCUCAAACAACCUCCAGACUGUUUGGACUCUAUCUAUUCUCUAAUGUUCUCAUGCUGGCUUCUGAGCCCCAAGGAUCGUCCAUCUUUUGAGACACUGCGCUGCGAGCUGGAAAAAGCCCUCGAGGAUCUUCCAGACCCUCAGGACCCUGAUGAGAUACUAUAUGUCAACAUGGAUGAAUCUCCUGUAGAGCUUGGAGCCGUCGGGGGCCGAGAUCCUAUUAGAUCAUCGCCUCUCUUCCGAAAAGGAUUUGAAUCUGUGACUACCGUGGAAGUCCACGAGCGCAGCCGAUACGUCCUCUGUCCACGACAUGAGACCACUCGAACCCUGUCCGACUCCCUGGAGAGCCUGGACAUGCCUGUUUCAUCCUCAACAGCCACGCUGCCUCUACAGCCGUCCUGCCGCACCACUCCUAACCACACCCCCACUCCCACUUUGGAGCUGCUGGAGGACAGGGAAUCGACCAGCAGGAUGCCUUGGCAGUAGCUGAUCCACUGUUGAACGUUAGGGGCGGGUCGCUGCCACACGUGUCCCAAACCCAAACUCCCUACAACCUCUGACUGCAAGACACUUUGUGCUUCACCACACAUAUUUUGCACAAAUGUAUCACCGGUCUCCAAGCAAGUAACAGUUUGGGAUGAUUUUUCUCACUAAGAACCUGUUUUGACGAUGAGCACAUUUCUAAGUGAGUUUGAAACAGCUGCCUCUGCUUCACCCUGAAGGAGACUUUUGCCGACCAUAGACUGCAUGUGAAGCUUGUGGUUUUAUGCUGCAGAUCAAACAUUCAAAGAAAAUGAAAUUACGCCUCUUUUGCAAUAGCAGCACAUUUCCAACUGCAGACAUGCUGGAAAGUGACUUUGAAAACAAAACAACAAACUCUUUGUGAAACCAGCUGACACUGCCAGAACGAAGUGAUGGACAACUGACUUUUAUCCAUUUGUUCAAUGUUCUUAUCUUUAUUCUUUAAGGUAUUUUUAUAGCAUAUCUCUUGAAUGUUGUUUCGUUUUUUUUUUUUUACAUCGCUGUGGGUACUACCAGGUACAAUCCCAGAUACAUCAAACAACCUGCAGAGAAUAGCAACAGCCAUCCAAUAUAACUCUUCCAAACAUUUUUCCCCUCUUAGAUUUUGUCCUCAAACUUGAAGGUACAUUUGGGGUUGUUAUGUGGUUGCCCAAUGCAAAGGACAGUAAAAAAAUAAAAAUCAAAAAGCUUAAAUUAAUCAAAACCAAAGUCCAAACUGAAAACUAACUUUUUUUCUGCAGAUGCAGUUGCAGUGUAUUUGGUUUGAAAUCUUCAACAGAUUUUAUUUAAGUCUGAGAAGAAAACAAAUAAAUCAUCCCUGUUCUUGGUUAUCGGCCUGCUAAAAUGAGUCAGAUCCUUGAAAUCCAGCAUUAAAGCGCUGCCACAGGUUUUCUAUUAUAUUUAGUGAAGUAUUCUGACCAAGUUAUUCUAGCAUCAUUAUGCUUUGAUAUAAACCAUUCAACAGGAGCUCUGGCGUUAUGUUCUGGACCUUCGUCCUGCUGUAAUUAACUGUAUUCCCAU